GCGCCCGCCGCGCCGCCUUGUGGGCUCUGUAGUCCCGGAGUCCGCGUGCGCGGGGCCGGGUCCUGGGAGCCCCAGGGCAGCCGCCCUGCCGAGUCGCAGGCAGAGCGUCACCUUCGUCCCCUCCGGGGCUACACGUGGCCUGAGCAGCAUGGUGCCCUCCAGCCCAGCGGUGGAGAAGCAGGUGCCCGUGGAACCUGGGCCUGACCCCGAGCUCCGGUCCUGGCGGCGCCUUGUGUGCUACCUUUGUUUCUACGGCUUCAUGGCGCAGAUGCGGCCAGGGGAGAGCUUCAUCACCCCCUACCUCCUGGGGCCGGACAAGAACUUCACGCGGGAGCAGGUCACGAACGAGAUCACGCCGGUGCUGUCGUACUCCUACCUGGCCGUGCUGGUGCCCGUGUUCCUGCUCACCGACUACCUGCGCUACACGCCGGUGCUGCUGCUGCAGGGGCUCAGCUUCGUGUCGGUGUGGCUGCUGCUGCUGCUGGGCCACUCGGUGGCGCACAUGCAGCUCAUGGAGCUCUUCUACAGCGUCACCAUGGCCGCGCGCAUCGCCUAUUCCUCCUACAUCUUCUCUCUCGUGCGGCCCGCGCGCUACCAGCGUGUGGCCGGCUACUCGCGCGCUGCGGUGCUGCUGGGCGUGUUCACCAGCUCCGUGCUGGGCCAGCUGCUGGUCACCGUGGGCCGAGUCUCCUUCUCCACGCUCAACUACAUCUCGCUGGCCUUCCUCGCCUUCAGCGUGGUCCUCGCCCUCUUCCUGAAGCGCCCCAAGCGCAGCCUCUUCUUCAACCGCGACGACCGGGGGCGGUGCGAGACCUCGGCUUCGGAGCUGGAGCGCAUGAACCCCGGCCCGGGCGGGAAGCUGGGACACGCUCUGCGGGUGGCCUGCGGGGGCUCAGUGCUGGCGCGGAUGCUGCGGGAGCUCGGGGACAGCCUGCGGCGGCCGCAGCUGCGCCUGUGGUCCCUCUGGUGGGUCUUCAACUCGGCCGGCUACUACCUGGUGGUGUAUUACGUGCAUAUCCUGUGGAACGAGGUGGACCCCACCACCAACAGUGCGCGGGUCUACAACGGCGCGGCCGAUGCUGCCUCCACGCUGCUGGGCGCCAUCACGUCCUUCGCCGCCGGCUUCGUGAAGAUCCGCUGGGCCCGCUGGUCCAAGCUGCUCAUCGCAGGCGUCACGGCCACGCAGGCGGGGCUGGUCUUCCUUCUGGCCCACACGCGCCACCCUAGCAGUAUCUGGCUGUGCUACGCGGCCUUCGUGCUGUUCCGCGGCUCCUACCAGUUCCUCGUGCCCAUUGCCACCUUUCAGAUCGCAUCGUCUCUGUCUAAAGAGCUCUGUGCCCUGGUUUUCGGGGUCAACACGUUCUUUGCCACCAUCGUCAAGACCGUCAUCACUUUCAUUGUCUCGGACAUGCGGGGCCUGGGCCUCCCGGUCCGCCAGCAGUUCCAGUUAUACUCCGUGUACUUCCUGAUCCUGUCCAUCAUCUACUUCUUGGGGGCCAUGCUGGAUGGCUUGCGGCACUGCCAGCGGGGCCACCACCCACGGCAGCCCCCAGCCCAGGGCCUGACGAGUCCCAUGGAGAAGGCAGCACAGGCACUGAGCGUGCAGGACAAGGGCCUCGGAGGCCUGCAGCCAGCCCAGAGCCCGCUGCUCUGCCCAGAAGACAGCCUGGGGGCUGUGGGGCCAGCCUCCCUGGAGCAGAGACAGAGCGACCCAGCCCUGGCCCCAGCCCCGCAGACAGCUGGAUUCCUGAGCCCAGUGACAGCCCCUUCCGCCUGCACUCUGUGGUCCGCCCAAGCCUCAGGCCCUGACGCUGCAGAUGAGACUUAUCCCCAGCCGGCUGUCCAUCCUCCUGGUGUCAGCAAGCUGGGUUUGCAGUGUCUUCCAAGCGACGGUGUUCAGAAUGUGAACCAGUGACUCUCGGGCGCCCCUGUGGUAACUUUGCAGGUGGCCCUCGGUGCAUCCCCAUGACCCCUGCCUCGAGGGCCGCCUGCCUUAGCCGUGGAGGCCUCUGCUUAUCCUGCUGGCAGGCCCCCUAGGACUCCCCCUGCCCUGUGCUGCACUCUGGCGGUGGCCACACGUGCUGGCGACACUCAGGGCAGCUGCCUGGCCAUGCUGUCCCUGUGCUGUGCCCCGCGGGCUUUGGUUGCUGGAAGAGGUGGGUGGUGGGCUUCUGCGUCCACCAGGCCUCACUGGCUCAUGCCCCUUGGGGGGCUUGAGACAAAUCCUUUCUGCCCCCCAGGGCUGGCAAAGUGGCCUUAGAUACCAGCUCAGGGGACACUGGCCCCACAGGAGUUGUGAGCCCUCUAGGGCAGGGUGGGAGCCGUGGCCCUCAGGUGUAGCUGAGCUGUGACAUUGCCGGUCAUCCUCGGUGCUCUUGCUUUUUGAAAGAUGCUUUUUUUUUUUUAACUGACGUAGAAUGAAGAACUGCAUGUGGCUUCUCUGUCUGUGGAAAAGCCAUCUCAGGUUGGCGGCAGACGCAUCGUCAUCAGAGGGGAGCAGCGGCUCUGGUCCUCGGAGCUGGUUCCUGUCUCCCACCCUAAGGGCAGCCCUCCAUCGUCCUGUCUGUCCUUCUGAAGUGUGUCCAUCCUGACCUGCGGGUCCUCAGCUGCUCCCACACUCGUGCCAGCCCGGAGAGGACUGGUCCCGGUCACCGCGGACGUGCUGGCCUUGGUACGUGCCAGGCUUGCCUGGGCUGGGGAGCCUUGGGGGGCUGCCUUUGUGGUGGGCGCUGGGGAAGUACGUCUCAGCGGCCUCAGGGUCUAAGGAGCGCUAGUGCCUUGUCCACAGGUGCAGGACCAUCUGAUGUGAUGUGAACUCUUCCCACAUACAUUAAACACACUUGAUAAGUGAG
Messenger RNA from Nomascus leucogenys (northern white-cheeked gibbon), 2852 nucleotides. Its product is annotated as solute carrier family 19 member 1. Gene Ontology annotation, biological process: folate transmembrane transport; methotrexate transport. Gene Ontology annotation, molecular function: folic acid binding; methotrexate transmembrane transporter activity; folate:monoatomic anion antiporter activity. NCBI's taxonomy places the organism in Eukaryota, Metazoa, Chordata, Mammalia, Primates, Hylobatidae. Gene Ontology annotation, cellular component: apical plasma membrane; plasma membrane; basolateral plasma membrane. The record is from RefSeq and is a predicted model, not a curated record.